Molecule: messenger RNA, 3774 nt
Organism: Labrus mixtus (cuckoo wrasse)
Lineage: Eukaryota; Metazoa; Chordata; Actinopteri; Labriformes; Labridae
Gene: kcnc4
Product: potassium voltage-gated channel, Shaw-related subfamily, member 4
Exons: 4
Coding region: 456-2255 (599 amino acids)
Biological process (GO): potassium ion transmembrane transport; protein homooligomerization
Cellular component (GO): axon; dendrite membrane; voltage-gated potassium channel complex
Molecular function (GO): protein binding; delayed rectifier potassium channel activity
Source: RefSeq, a predicted model, not a curated record
UGGUCUUGUGUGGAGAGGAGAAAAGUUGUCAGGCAUAGUUGUGGAUUUUGGCAUCGUUGAUUUUGGUGAAGAUUUGGGGGGAAAGCGGUGAGGAGUGAGAAAUGACCGCUGCCUUCAGCUGAGUGCUGUCAGUAUCUUUUCUAUACAUUCACAACAGCCUUUGUGUUCAUGAGAGGGGGGAAAGUUUAGGCCUAACAUCUGGAAGAAGCAUUAAAGCCACAGUAGAUUCGCUGUUUUGUUGCGGCACCGGACUGAGUUCUGUAACAGGUGGUUUUACUAGCGCGUCUCUCUUUGGACCAUUUGGGUGUUGUUUUGGAUAAAUAAGACAUGCAGACUAUGAGAAGGACUUUGGCAUAAAAUGACGGCGCACUUAGCGUUCAUUUUCUGAUUUUUUUUUUUUUUUUUGUCCGAGUGGAAGACAGUUUAUAACGGAGCUGCGCGUCCCCUGCUUCUCAAUGAUAAGCUCUGUGUGUGUUUCGUCUUACCGAGGGCGCAAGUCAGGCAACAAAGCUCCGUCUAAAACAUGUCUGAAGGAAGAGAUGACCAGAGGGGAAGACUCUGACAAAAUCACCAUCAACGUGGGCGGCACUCGACACGAGACCUACAAGAGCACCCUCAGGACCCUGCCGGGGACCCGCCUGGCAUGGUUGGCAGAUCCGGACACGCAGGUCAGCUCCAACUCGGACGGCCCCGCGCCCCCGACCGCCCCCGAGUUUUUCUUCGACAGACACCCGGGCAUCUUCGCCUACGUACUGAACUAUUACCGGACUGGAAAGCUACACUGCCCGGCCGACGUCUGCGGGCCUCUCUUCGAGGAGGAGCUCGCGUAUUGGGGGAUUGAUGAGACUGACGUGGAGCCGUGUUGCUGGAUGACCUACCGGCAGCACCGGGACGCCGAGGAGGCCCUGGAUAUAUUUGAACCGCCCGAGCCGGAGGACACCGACGACGAAAGAGAGAUGCCAAGGAGGUUCGGUAUCGAGGACUGUCCUAACAGGUCGAGGGGCUGCUGUGAAGUUUGGCAGCCAAAGGUUUGGGCCUUGUUCGACGACCCUUACUCGUCCAAAGCAGCCAGGGGAGUGGCAUUAGCCUCUCUGUUUUUCAUUCUGGUGUCCAUCACCACCUUCUGCCUGGAGACCCAUGAAGCAUUCAAUGAAAUAAGGAACCAGUCCAACAUAGUGAUCGUGGGUAAUGAUACAUACAUAGAUCCGAUAUAUGAGGUAGUGACCAAGCCCAUCCUAACCCUGGUGGAGGGAAUCUGUGUGAUCUGGUUCACUUUUGAGUUCCUGAUGCGGAUCAUCAGCUGCCCAGACAAAGUGGUCUUCAUCAAGAACACGCUCAACAUCAUUGACUUUGUGGCCAUUCUGCCAUUUUACCUGGAGAUGGGCCUGCGCGGUCUGUCAUCCAAAGCUGCCAGUGACGCGCUGGGCUUUCUGCGUGUGGUGCGAUUUGUUCGAAUCCUCCGGAUCUUCAAGCUGACGCGGCACUUUGUCGGCUUACGCGUGCUGGGCCACACACUGAGGGCCAGUGUCAAUGAGUUCCUCCUCCUCAUCAUCUUCUUGGCACUGGGUGUUCUAAUCUUCGCCACCAUGAUCUACUACGCUGAGCGCAUCGGAGCCGACCCAGGCGACCCCACAGCCUCCAAACACACACACUUCAAGAACAUCCCCAUCAGCUUCUGGUGGGCUGUGGUCACCAUGACCACACUGGGCUACGGGGACAUGUACCCAAAGACGUGGCUGGGCAUGAUGGUGGGGGCUCUGUGCGCUCUGGCCGGGGUGCUGACCAUCGCCAUGCCAGUCCCUGUCAUCGUCAAUAACUUUGGGAUGUAUUACUCUCUGGCCAUGGCCAAACAGAAGCUGCCCAAGAAGAAGAAGAAGCAUAACCUGAACACAGACGCUCCAACCGACACGGCCUCAUUUGGGAAGUCAGAAACAAACUCCCACAGAGACAGCACUCAGAGUGACACGUGUCCGCUGGCUGCUGAAGAGAGCGUCAGCAGGAACCGCUCAGACUCCAAACAGAACGGAGAUGCUAAUGUGGCUGUUUCAGAGGAGGAAGGCUGCAGUCUGACCCAGCCUCUGUCCCCCAGUGAAAGGUGGUCCCUGCGCUGUUCCCGAGGCAGAGACAAGACGACGAAAGAGGCCACCUGCUUCCUCUUAACCUCUGGAGACCCCAACAUCCAUACUGAGAGCUGUAAUGACCUCCUCGCUGCCACUGGAAACUACGCUCAGCCUGAGGUCACCACUCUGACCUGACGCUGAGCGGCUGUGAAAAGGAUAAAGAUCAUGAACUGUCUGUGGAGUAUGCUGUGCAGAUAUUCAACUCGGAUUCCUGCUUCCUUUGAUUGUUUCAAUGAACUGCAGACUGGAUUCCUUUCAUUUUGGGACUUUUUAAUUUUUUUUGUAAAAUAUCCACCCCGUGUUACAAAGCCAGUUGCAUAUCAGACUUGCCAUGUUAAAGUCAUUUAAAUGUUACAUCUGCAUGUGUUGCAUGAGCUAGCAUUGUAUGAACCAAAGACUGGCUCCAUUUAUAGGCUUCAAAUAGAGUGACAAUGUCAUUGCUUGUCUCGCAGCACUUACAUCAUAUUAAUUAAUUUAUUGUGUUGUUGGCAUUUUUUUACAUCUCAGAUUUCUAUUUCCCUUUUUUGUUUUUUGCCAGACUUCUCACUUUUCUGAGGUGGGCGGGGCCUAGAUCAGUCAUAAGCAACAUUUUCAGUCAGAAUCUUUAGACAGUUAGUUGGUUGUUUUGUCACUGGAUCUGAUUAAACCACACUCAUGCAGUCCUAUAAACUUUGUCUUCUAAAUAUUCUAAAUCAUAACUACUUACUAGAUAUUGGCCUAUUUUGACUUGUGUGAAUUCAUUGUUUUAAGGGAAGAUGAAUCAUUAGGGGUAAAAAAAAUAAAUCUGCUAAUGAGAGUAGCAUUAACAUGAUGUUAAACAGUUUGAGCACAUAGUUUGCUUUGUUGUCUUACAUUCAUGAAUGUUACUGCUGAGUGAAAGCACUCAAACAUUGUGAAUAUGGGUUUGUACAGUCAAACUGUAAACUAGGAUUAGAUGAAAACUUGAAAUCAUUGUUCUGUCUUCAUCCAAACACAUUUCAGAGUUCUUUAUUGAUCACUCACUCUCUUGACUUCUGUCGUGCCUCUGACCCCAUGGUCAGUAACUCCUUGUACAAUAAGCGAGUUCAACAAAGGAAGAGAAAAUCAAUGCAGUGGUAUUGUUUUUUUUUUACAUUAGCUGCAUAACUGAUGCAUCCAUGCUGGUUGAGUCGGGACCAAAUGCACACUUUAUUAGGUUAUAUAGUAGGUUUUCAGUACCAUUGUUAGUAAAAAGUGCAGUGCACUGCCAUCAGUUCCUCUUGUGCCUCAUGUUGAGUAAUGGAGCUCAAAUGUGUGCAGUAAUGUCGUUAAAUUUAUUUCACAACACUUCUGGUGGUGUCGGUUCUGUAGGAACCCUGCUACAUGUUUCCAUGGGGAGAGAAGCAGUGGGAGUGUGGUUUAUGUGACUUCUUAUAUAUUCCUCAUGGUCUACCAUAGCGGCCUUAUGUUUAAUAAACAAAGGGAAAGCUCAUUUCAUUGUCAUUAGACCGCAACUCCAUUUCUACGCUGACCCCGAGGUCAUGUAGUCAUGUAUAAGCACAGUUGUACGUAUGUAGCACAGUAGGAUUUUCUUGAUUAUAAUGACAUUCACUUUUCUUCUCCUCUGUAUAAAACAUUUUAUGCAUCAUGAAGUAGCUGUUUACCAAUAAAGACAAUGAAUUAUUUUGAUAAUCCA